GGGGUAAGUGCAAGAGUUAUAUGAAAAAAGGCAGUUAAGUAAUGAUCUUAUUACUUUUAAGUAUUGCUUUGCUCCUUCAAAAAGUGAAUUCGCAUUGGGACCAUGAUAGAAUUUAUUUGGAGACUAGAAGAAUUGUUGGGGCUGUUAUACAAAAAAUAACAUAUGAAGAUUAUCUGCCCCGGCUUUUUGGCAAAAAAUUUGAUGAACUUAUUGGAAAAUAUAAGGGAUAUAAUCCUAAAGUUGAUCCUUCUAUUUUUGUAGGUUUUAAUUAA
This is a messenger RNA of Meloidogyne enterolobii, 272 nucleotides long. The record is from the annotation of a GenBank genome assembly. NCBI's taxonomy places the organism in Eukaryota, Metazoa, Nematoda, Chromadorea, Rhabditida, Meloidogynidae.